This is a messenger RNA of Microcebus murinus (gray mouse lemur), 7594 nucleotides long. The record is from RefSeq and is a predicted model, not a curated record. Lineage: Eukaryota; Metazoa; Chordata; Mammalia; Primates; Cheirogaleidae.
GUGGUUGUUGGCCGCUGCAGGGCAACACCCCGGCGUCCCUGGAAGCGGGGAGCCGGGGUGGGGCUGGGGAAACUGCGCAGACCCCGGAGCGGUCGCCCAGAACCUCCUGGGGUAGGGGACAGGUGUUUGAGCCCAGACCAAUCAUGGCCGGACGACCAAUCCGCAUAGGAGACCAGCUGGUCCUGGAGGAAAAUUAUGAUGAGACCUACAUUCCCAGUGAGCAAGAAAUUUUUGAGUUUGCCAGAGAGAUUGGUAUUGAUCCCAUCAAGGAACCAGAACUGAUGUGGCUGGCGAGGGAGGGCAUUGUGGCCCCACUACCUGUGGAGUGGAAACCCUGCCAGGACAUCACAGGUGAUAUUUACUAUUUCAACUUUGCUAAUGGUCAGUCCACGUGGGACCAUCCGUGUGAUGAACACUAUCGGAACUUGGUGAUCCAAGAGCGGGGGAAGCUGUCAGUUCCUGGGGCCGUUAAGAAGAAAGACAAAAAAAAGAAAAAGGAAAAGAAAGACAAGAAGGACAAAGAGACCACCAAAAGUGCCCUGGAAACACAGCCUGAGCAGGGACUUCUGCCAUCUUCCUUUCUCCGUGGUCUGUCCCCUCUCUCAGCACCUGGGCUUGCUGAUCUGGAGCUAGACCAAGAGCUGCAGGCUAGAAAUGAGGGCUCCUUUAAGAAAGGGAAGAGCCCAUGCAUGCUGGGUGACACCCCCUGGCCUCACAUGGGUGCCCUCCCCAGUAAGCUGCAGCCGCUCUCCAAAGGCCAAGCUUCCCGGAACUACCAGAUCUUUGCCGACGUGGAGAAAAUCUUAGGCAGGGCCCCAGCCCAAUGCAGGACAGAGUUAGGUGAUCAGCAGGGUCUGGAGAAACCCCAGAAGGUGACAGAGAAAAUCUACCUGGGUUUUUCAGACCCCGAAAUAGAAGAGCUGGAAAUGAGGACAAGACAGCAGAAACUCAGCGCUCCGGGCCCUCACAACACUGGGCCUCUCCAAAAUGGGCAGGAUGUAUUAGACAGCAAGAGCCAGGCCCCUGUCCACUCAAAGUUUUCUGAAACCAUCAAGGGCCCACAGCUGAAAGGAGAGCAGCAUAGCCACAGCUUAGCCAAACUGAGCUCCACUGGCCCUGGAGGGGACAAAGGCCGGAGUCCCAGUCCCUUGCCAUCCCCUGAGGAGGCGUUCUCCCUGUCCCUUUGUUCUUCUGACCACAUGCCACCUACUAGGAAGAGCAAGCUGUUCUUGUUAGAUAGCAGCCCUGCUGAAGACCUGAGCUUGCAGGGAGUGCUUGGGGAUGGUGGCAGCAUGGGCAAGGGAAGGAGGAGAAGAGAGGCCCCAAGAUUAUGGAUAGGACAGGUCUCCAAGCUUGUCAACCAGGACAUCCCAGGGAGUUGCAAGGAAACAGAGCUCAGUGAACCUGAGGCUCCAGGGGCCUCAGCUGAGGCUCCACCUCAGGGACUUUCCCCAAUACCUCCUGAUACCCUGGCAUCAGAAGCAGCUCAGAAAGCCCCUUCAGGGAGUGCCCCAGGGGAGUCUCCUACCAGUGAGAAGAGAAACCCCCGAGGGUCUCCAGGGUCCCCUGAUGAAGAUAGGAAGCCUAGUGAGUCUGGGCCUGACUUGGAUAACAGCAGCAGCAACAGCCUGGCCUCACACCUUGACUCUUCUGUCCUGGGUGAGGUGAAUAACUUCCCUUGGGACCUGCAGAGCUCACGGGGAUUCGAGCAGGCUGUGGGUCAGUCAGGCCCAGGACCUGGAGAUCAAUACUCCAGACCCUUCCUAGUUCCUCAGUUGUCCAAUGUGCAGAGCUCUCCUGAGGAGCAGUCAGAGAGUGAAGACUACACUGAGGAUCAGAAGUUCUACCAGCACAUCUUGCAGAUGGUCAAGAUCUCUAGGCGGCUGGAGGGCCUGGAGCUGCCUGAGAACGUACAGGAAAUGCCAUGCAAAGACAUCGCCAGCAUGGUUUGUUGCAUGGCAGCUGAGUCUUCCAGGGUGUCUGGUGAGGGUGAGCAUGAGGCCAUCAGAGCUAUGGAGAGGGACUCAAGUUUUCUGGCUCUGGGCCCAGAGCUGAUGGAACAUCCUCAGGAGGUGGCCCUUGCCCCUGAUGGGCAGGAGACCUCUCAGCAAGCCCAUAUCCAGCUGAGCAGCAGCCUCCUCAGGCAGGGGCUAGUCGAGCCGAGCUCCAGUGGAGGGCUGGCUGCAGAGCCAGACAGGAUGCAGCUUCACCAGGGCCUGGGUUCCUCGUUAGCCCCAGUUCAUGUUCCUCUCGGGGGCCUGGCUCCUUUACGAGGCCUUGGGGAUGCCCCACCCCCUGCUCUUCGUGGAUCUCAGAAUAGGAGCCUGGGGAGCUCAGUGGAGUCUGGUCAGCUUGGAGAACCCACGCUGGGUCUCAAGACUUCUGUCUUUGGAAAGGGUCUCUUGGGCUCUAUCAAUGAGGACAAGAAUGCUCUCAGCCUCUUGGCUUUAGGAGAGGAGAACAACGAGGAGGAUGAGGAGGAGAGUGAUGACCAGAGUGUCCGCAGCUCAAGUGAACUUCUUAAGAACCUGCACCUGGACGUUGGGGCACUGGGAGGUGACUUUGACUAUGAGGAGUCUCCCAGAACAAGCCAGCCAGAGGAGAAGAAGGAUGUUUGUCUGGAUUCAGAUGCUGCCGGCCCCGUUACUCCCAGCAAGCAUUCGAGCCAAGGUGCAGACAGCAGUCUGAGCAGUGCUGAUGGCAAAGGGCAACAGAGAAGAAGGAUGAGUCCUGGGCUCUCACAAAAAGAAGAGAAUGAGAAGAGCGAGCCUAGGGCUUCCAGAAGUCUGGCGCCCUCCAAGGUGGGCCCCGGGGGCGAUGAGCCUGCCAAAGCCUCUAAAAAGGACAUGGUGGAUGCAGGAGAAAAGGGUUCCAGGAGGGAAGAGGUGAAGGAGCCAAAGAAGGAGCCUUCUGCCCCCAAAGAGAACAAAUCAGAUGCCAGCCAGGAGUCAGAGAUAAGUGAACAAGUGAAGGAACCACAGCUCUCAGACUCCACGGCUUCUGACCUCAAGUCCUUCCUUGGCCUGGACUUUGGUUUUCGCAGCCGGAUCUCAGAGUACCUGCGGGAUGUUGACGUGCUUUCCCCGGUCCUGGGUGGAGCCCAUCGGGAGGCCCAGGAGUUAGGAAGAGAAGACAAGGAUGAUAGCCAGUCCAGCCAGGAUGAGCUGCAGAGCAAGCAGUCCAAAGGCCUGGAGAGUUCUCUUCCUGUUCUCCAAAUGGAGGGGCCUGACUCUGCGGCUCCAGCUGGUCUGACCAGGUUGUCUCCUCCACUUCUGCGCGGGGAGCAGCUCCAAAGUCCCCUUCACAGCCAGUCCUCUGAAGAAGAGCCUCCACAGGCCCCUGAGGGGCAGCCUGAAUGGAAGGAGGCAGAAGAGCAUGGAGAGGACUCUGUGGCCAGCCCCAGCCCACCGGUUCCCCUCCAGAGCUUUUUGCCCCCAAAUGGGGAGUGUCGUGAGCAUCUCGCCUUCCCACUGGCUUUAACACAAUUGUCAUCAAGGGAGCAGGCCCCAAGCCCACCUGCCACCCAUGAGAGGGGCAAGGAGCAGCACUCCCAGGCUGAGGAGCUGAGUCCUGGGCAGGAAGAGGCAGAGGAGCUCGAGGAGAAGGUGGCAGUCAGCACCACCCCGCCAGUCUCUCCAGAGGUGCGAUUCACAGAGCCUGUGGCUCCCCCAAAGCAGCUCUCAGACGCUGCCCUAAAGGCCAUGGAAGAAGCAGUGGCCCAAGAACUUGAGCAAGAGCAGAGGCGGCUGCUGGAAUCCAAGCGAGAGAAGAUGCAGCAACUGCGAGAGAAGCUGUGGCAUGAGGAGGAAGAGGAGAUCCUCCGGCUUCACCAGCAGAAAGAGAAGUCUCUCAGUUCCUUGAAGGAACAGCUGCAGAAAGCCACUGAAGAGGAGGAGGCCCGCAUGAGAGAGGAAGAAGGCCAGAGGCUAUCCCGGCUUCGAGCUCAGGUCCAGUCUAGCACAGAGACAGAUGAGGACAGAAUCAGGGCCGAGCAAGAGGCUUCCCUGCAGAGGCUGAGAGAAGAGUUAGAGACUCAACGGAAAGCCGAGAGGGCCAGCCUGGAACAGAAAAACAGGCAAAUGCUGGCGCAGCUCAGGGAAGAAAUGGAGGCAUCAGAGAAGAGCGAGCAGGCUGCCCUGAACGCCAGGAAGGAGAAGGCUCUGCAGCAGCUGAGGGAGCAGCUGGAAGGGGAGAGGAAAGAAGCAGUGGCAAGGCUGGAGAAGGAGCACAGUGCCGAGCUGGAGCGGCUCUAUUCCUCACUGGAGGCCAAGCACCGGGAGGUGGUCUCCAGCCUCCAAAAGAAGAGAGAGGAAGCUCAACAUAAAGACGAAGCUCAGCUGCAGGAGAGCCUUGGGAGGGCAGAGCAGAGAGCUUUCCAGAAGGUUCACCAAGUGAUUGAGUAUGAGCAAGAGCUCAGCAGCCUCCUGCGAGAGAAGCGCCAAGAAGUAGAAAGGGAGCACGAGAGGAAGCUGGACAAGAUGAAGGAGGGGCACCAGCAAGCGAUGGCUGAGGCCAGAGAACAGUAUGAAGCUGAGGAGAGGAAACAGCGGGCCGACCUUCUGGGGCACCUGUCCGGGGAGCUAGAGCGCCUCCGGAGGGCCCAUGAGCGAGAGUUGGAGACGGCGAGGCAGGAACAGGACAAGCAGCUUGAGGACUUGCGGCGCCGGCACCGGGAGCAGGAAAGGAAGCUCCAAGAUUUAGAGAUGGAACUGGAAAUCAGAACUAAAGAUAUCAAGGCCAGGUUGGCUCAGCUGGAUGUUCAGGAGGAGACAGCCCGGAAGGAGAAGGAGCAGCUGUUUGACAUGCAGAGGCAGGUUGCUCUGGAGAGUGAGGAAGCCACAGCCACCCAUCAGCAACUGGAGGAGGCAAAACAGGAGCACACCCACCUGUUGGAGUCAAACCGGCAGCUCCGAAGAAUACUUGACAAGCUUCGGUCCCGCAAGUUGGAGUUGGAGUCCCAAGUGGAUCUGCUGCAGACUCAGAGCCAGAGAUUGCAGAAACGCAUCAGCAGCAUGGAGGCGGAAGCGCAAAGGAAGCAGGACCUGUUAGAAGAGCUGAGAGUUGAGGAGAGUAAUGCUUCUGCACAUUUUGAGCCGGAUCUCCACAUUGAGGACCUGAGGAAAUCCCUUGGGACAGACAAAGAUGACCUGUCCUUGGACAAUGUCCGGCACUACCUCUCUGCCGAGGGAGUAGCCCUCCGUAAUGCCAAGGAGUUCCUGGUGCAGCAGACACGCUCCAUGCGGAGGCGGCAGACAGCUCUGAAAGCUGCCCAGCAGCACUGGCGCCAUGAGCUGGCCAGCACUCAGGAGGCAGCUGAAGACCCGUCGGGCACCAAGGCCCUGGGAGAUGUGCGCAGGAACCUGGAGGAGGAGACCAGGCACCUGGAUGAGAUGAAGUCAGCUAUGCGGAAAGGCCACAACCUGCUGAAGAAGAAAGAGGAGAAGCUAAAUCAGCUGGAGUCCUCUCUUCAGGAAGAGGACUUAGGUGAGGACACUCUGAAAGGAACCCUCACCAAGAAGGUGACUUUCGACCUCAGUGACUUGGACGACACGAGCAGUGAAAGUUCUGAUUCCUGCUCCUCGAUUCACAUCAACUUGUCCUCCAGUCCCAUCAUCCCUGACAAGAUCCACGACUUGAGCAGCUCCCUGCAGCGGAUCAGCGGCCAGCUGAACGCUGUCCUGGACCUCCUGAGCAACCUCAACGCCCAGCCGCCACCGCUCUUCACGUCCACGCCAGUGCAUGGCUCCCUCCGGGCCCCCAAGAGCAUCCCUGCUCCCACCUAUUCUCCCUCCAUGGCCAGGGCCUCAGCCUCAUCCCCUGUGGCACCCACGUCCACCCAGUGGGCCUGGGACCCGGGGCUGGGCCCCAGGCUCUCCUCCUCCAUACCUCAGGCAGUGGAUGACUUCCUGCUGGAGAAGUGGCGCAAGUAUUUUCCAUCUGGCAUCCCGCUGCUCAGCAGCAGCCCUGCCCCUUCGGAGAACAGGCUGGGUUACGUGUCUGCCAGUGAGCAGCUCCGCCUCCUGCAGCGCCCACAUUCCCAGAUCCCCCAGGCGGGCAGCACCAACUUUCAGGGCAUGAUCGAUGCUAACCGAAAGUGGCUAGAAAAUUUUAAGAAUGACCCCAAGUUCCAGACAUCUCUUCUCGGUGCCCAAGCCAACACCCACGUCCAGCCUCCUGCAGCUGGGCCUGGAUGAGCACAGGAGGCUGAAGGUGUUUCACUACUGAGGGCUGAGCCCGGGCUUUGGGGCAGCCUGGCCUCUCCUCCACCCAGACCAAGUGCCUGAGGAGCUGCCUGCACUUUAUUCCACCUGAUAAAGCAUUCUCCUGUCCCCUUUGCCACCUCCCCCACUCAGGACUUGGAGGAGCCACCAGGGACCAGGGGGGUGGUCAGCCUCACACUUUGUGCCCUUGGGCUGAAAUGUGUGGACUUCUGCGAGCUCCUGCAUGGACGUGGCAGACUGAUAAUUUGCAGUAGCUGUGGAGCAUUGGGACAUGAGCGCCUUUGAGAGGAAGCUGCCUUCAGGAACCAGGGAACGUGUGGAACUGGGUUGGGCCUUUGGCCCUGCAGGGUCCCGCGUGGGGCUCCCGUGGAGGGCUCCCAUGGAGGUUGUGUAUAUGGUUCUCGAUUCACCAGGAUAAAGCCCCCCGGCAUGCUGGUACCCUGGGCUAGGCUUUGCUGGGCCCACACCUGUCUCUCCAGUACCUCAGCCUCAAAGAUCACACCCCUUCAUUUUUCUUUUUCUUUUCUUUCUUUUUUAAUGUCUCUUUCCUUUUGACUAUCUCAGGAUUGGGCUCAGCUGCCCAGAACCCUGCGGAAGGUUGCUGGGGCCUGUCCUGUCCCUCUGCUGCACUGUGCUUUCCUCAGGGACUUGUCCUCAGGAGUACCCCUCCUCUGUCCCUCGGGCUCCUCCCCAGAGCCAUCCCAGCAAGUCUCAGGUCACAAGCGUACAAUUUCUCCAGGAAGCCAGAAAGCCACGGGAAAGACUGGGAUGGCUUCUGGUUCUCAGUUUUUCUCUUCCUAGAACACCUUGGGUAUUCAUGAGUCCCUGUUUUCAUCUGUCUUUUCUACCUGUGCCUCCCUGUUCUCUGACCCCACUACUGCUACCUCUUCUCAGAGCCUGGCUGGCAAGGGGCUGGGCCAGGGCCUGGCAUGGGCAGUGAGGGCUCUUGUACCAGUUGGAGCUAUUGCCACUCUGGCAGAGCUUCCUGCAGUCCCACUUCCCAUCGGUGGGCUCCUUGGGAAGUGGUGGAUUAUUGCAGGAGAUGUUCUCUGACAUCUGUCUCAUUGUUUAAAUAAAAUGCCCCCAUUUUUCUUGUCCUGAAAGCCGUGGGGUUGCCAUUGCCUCUCUAACACAUAGAAACCCAUUCUCACCAUCCCCCUCUCAUUGCUUUAUCAUGCAAUAAGAAACUAAAAUCUAAUUGACUAUUUUAUCCCUCAGAUACUUUUUAGGCAUCAGCCUGCCACACAGAAAAAGCCCAUUUUGUUAUUUGGCUCAUUCUGUGCUUUGGGAAUAGCUCAUGUGAUACAGCCAACUCUGGUGGUGACAAUCCUAUGUUUUCUGCAUCAAUUAAAUCUCUGCAGGUCCAUUUUCUA